AUGGAAGGGACCCACAGCACCUUGCAUCUGUACCAGCCCGUCAGGGAGUGGAUCUCUGUGAGGCCGUUCCUCCCUAAACCCAUCCACAGCGGUUCUGGUGGUUCCACCCACAAGACCCCCGCCUCUCAUAGGGGUCAACCAAUCAUUCCCCACCAUCUACUAGAGGAGGAGCUAGCAGAGACUGUGCAGAGGGGUCAGUCAGAAGAACAUGGAUUUAAAAAACAGAAACAGAGUUUUGAGGAGGACAUCCAGGCGGUUGCUUCUUCGUCGUCGUCAGACUCUGAGCUCCAAUGGUUGGCUGACUUCCACCUCUUACCUCUCUGCUCAGAGUGCAAGGCCAGGGUUGGGAUGGGGAACCAGGGAGGGAAGCUCAGGCACCUGGGCUCCUCAGAGAACCGGGAUGGCUGUUCCCCCAGAUCCCCACUAGACCACCAGGCAACCAGGAGGAGGAGCACUGAGGGGCUGAGCGGCACCAGUAGCCUCCAGCACACCCUCACCCUGUCCCCUGGGACCCCACAGACCUCCAGGAAAAGGAGGCUGAAGAGGCUGUGGAUGAUGAGUGCUCCCCCAGCUGAGGAGAACCUUCAGUGGGGUACAGUGGAGCCGAGGUCAGCCUAUCCUUCUGGCGGGAUCUCCAACUUCAAGGUCAUGGAAGGAAGAGAGAGAGCGAAGACGGAGAAGAGUGACACUGUCAUUGGAGGAGAGAGGGAGAGGGAGAGGGAGAGGGAGAGGGAGAGGGAGAAGGAGAAGAGGGAUACCUUGACAUGGGGGACAAAGAGGCCAUGCACCAGUCCAUCCAGCGCUGUUCUGGACUCCCUCAUAGGGGUUCUACUCUCUGAGAACCGCCCUCAUUCUCCAAACAAAGUUCUCCCAUUUGAGUACCAUUAUCGUUAUCGCAUGCCCCGAGAGGUUCUAACUCUGAAAGAAGAGCCUGUUCAUAUUGACUCAGAUACGGAGCUCUCAGAGUAUGACAAUGAAUUGUGUAACACCUCCCCCUUCCCGUCUAAAUCUCAAGAGGUAGAGGAUUCCCAGGACAGCACCAGGCAGUCUCCAGAAGGGGGGACCACCCAGGGUCUGAGCCCCAGCCAGGAGGGAGGUAGAGCGGAGAAGGGGUGGAGGAUGGAGAGGGUGGAGGAAAAGAGGUCAGCCCAGCAGCGGUGUGAGGAGAUAGAGAGGGCGAGGAGGGAUGCAGCAUGGAGGGUGAUGGGGAAGAUUGAAGAGGUGGAGGGGAUCAUACAGAGGGUCAGUCUCACCAGCGCUGACUGGAUCAAGGAGGAGAGAGAGGGGGGUGUUUUUGGACUGCUUACCUCUAAGCCAGAUGAGUGUGUGUCUGAAGAAGAGUCAGUGUUAGAGACAAAACCUGAAUGCUCUCUCCAGCCCCAGCUGCAGUGCUCUGUCCAGUCACCACCCUCUCUCCAGCCCCAGCGGCAGUGCUCUGUCCAGCCACCACCCUCUCUCCAGCCCCAGCUGCAGUGCUCUGUCCAGCCACCACCCUCUCUCCAGCCCCAGCUGCAGUGCUCUGUCCAGCCACCACCCUCUCUCCAGCCCCAGCUGCAGUGCUCUGUCCAGUCACCACCCUCUCUCCAGCCCCAGCUGCAGUGCUCUGUCCAGUCACCACCCUCUCUCCAGCCCCAGCUGCAGUGCUCUGUCCAGCCACCACCCUCUCUCCAGCCCCAGCUGCAGUGCUCUGUCCAGCCACCACACUUUCUUCAGCCCCAGCCACAACAACUGCCAGAACCCUCUGUCCAAACCCAGCCCUUUCUCCAGCCCCAACCAGAGCUCCAGGAUUGGGGGCCCACUCGGGAAGAUCCUCUCCCAGUCGAGGAGCUCCGUGCCCUGGGUGAGGCGCUGAGCCAGAGCCUGCGGAGAGCCCUGAGGAUGGAGGGUCUAGGGGAGGACGAGGACUGGGAGUCAAUGAGGUGUAGAGAAGAGUUCAGAGAAACUACCUGGAACUUCAACUUAAAGCAAACCACUUCAGAAUCAUCAUUGGAACCCACUGACCUCUCCAAUGACAACACCAUGGCCUUUGACCCUAUGAGAGAAUGGAAGCCGUCUCUCUCAGCCGUCUUGGAUUGCACCUCAUCCCUGCGGACCUCCAAUAGCUUUAACAGCAUGUCCCACAUCCUGUCCCCUCUGUCCUCCCAGGUGUCCAGCCCUCAUCUUAGCCACUGUCCCCUGCCUCGCUCCCUCUCCCAGCAGCCUGGGGAAAGACAAGAAGACAAAGACAGAAUGAGGGAGGAGGAGGAGGAGGAGGAGGAGAGGAGGAGAAAGAACUCAUCCCUGGGCUGUCUGGUCCUGCAGGGUGGGAGUAGGGAGAGAGGAGGGAGAGGGAGUAGGGAGAGAGGAGACAGUGAUUCUACAGUCACCAGAGGAGGGAUAGCUGACAAGAAGGGGGCCAGGAAGAGGGUGGCGUGGCUGGACCUGAGGCUGAAUGAGCAGAACCAGAAGAAGAAUCAGAACCAGAGUGACAACCAGAGCCAAGGCAACUCCAUUUGGACUGAGCCCGGUGUUUCCAGUCCGUCCUCUGUGCUGUUUUCAGGUGAGUGCUCACCUUGUGUAUUUGAACAUGUCCAAAUGAUAACAAGAGAAAGGAGCUUACAGGAAGGGGAAAGAGACUGCGUAGAAUGGAUGAAGACUCAUUGUGUUAUGCAGCUGUACUGAGCUGCACAGGUUAACUGACCCUUAAACACACAACAACAGUACAAGUUUCUUCUGCCCAGUGGGGUGAAUAAGUGGACAUGCAGACAGAGCCCUGUGAUGUUCUAGCCAAGUUCUGACAGUCAGGUUUACACAUCGUUUAGUGAUCUAAGACUCCAGUCUGUCUGUCUGCUGUUUCUGCCUCAACCACUCUGCUUUCUCUAUAGUCAGGUGACUGCUAGGGGCCAAGACUGCUUGGGGCCACACAAACACGCACACGCACACGCACUCGCACACGCACUCACGCACACGCACACGCACACGCACACACACACACACACACACACACACACACACACACACACACACACACACACACACACACACACACACACAGACACACACGUGCACACGCGCACACUCGCACACUCGCACUCGCACACGCACACGCACACACACACACACACACACACACACACACACACACACAGAUGUUGACCAUUUGUACUUCCCAACUUAUCACACUCCCUUUGAGGCUGUAAACUCUUGAAAACCAUCAUGGGGCCAUCAUCAUUCCCAGACUACCAUACAUCCUCUCUACCCAUGUUUAGUGCACCAGAGGCACCCUUGUGUCUGUUUGUGUGUGUGUGUUCUAGCAUGGGGAGCGCACCUGCCAGGGCUCCCUGGGAAGUUAUCAGCCAUGGUUGGAUGUGCAGUGACCUGGAGUUGACCCAAGGUCCAGGAUAUAGGACUAGUGUGUGUCUCUCUCUGUCUCUCUCUCUCUCUCUCUCUCUCUCUCUCUCUCUCUCUCUCUCUCUCUCUCUAUCUCUCUAUCUCUCUCUCUCUCUCUCUCUCUCUCUCUCUCUCUCUCUCUCUCUCUCUCUCUCUCUCUCUCUGUCUCUCUUUGUCUCUCUCUCAGUCACUGUCUCUCUCUCUGUCAAUUAAAUUAAAUGCAAAGGGAUUUAUUGGCAUGUUAACAUUGCCAAAGCAAGUGAAAUAGAUAAUAAACAAAAGUGAAAUAAACAAUUAAAAAUAAACAUUAAACAGUCAAACUCAUAAAAGUUCCAAAGGAAUAGAGACAUUUCAAAUGUCAUAUUAUGGCUAUAUACAGUGUUGUAACAAUGUGCAAAUGGUUGAAGUGCAAAAGGGAAAAUAAAUAAACAUAAAUAUGGGUUGUAUUUACAAUGGUGUUUGUUCUUCACUGGUUGUCCUUUUCUUGUGGCAACAGGUCACAAAUAUUGCUGCUGUGAUUGCACACUGUGGUUUUUCACCCAAUAGAUAUGGGAGUUUAUCAAAAUUGGGUUUGUUUUCGUAUUCUUUGUGGAUCUGUGUAAUCUGAGGGAAAUAGUGUCUCUCAUAUGGUCAUACAUUUGGCAGGAGGUUAGGAAGUGCAGCUCCGUUUCCACCUCAUUUUGUGGGCAGUGUGCACAUAGCCUGUCUUCUCUUGAGAGCCAGGUCUGCCUACUGCGGUCUUUCUCAAUAGCAAGGCUCUGCUCACUGAGUCUGUACAUAGUCAAAGCUUUCCUUAAGUUUGGGUCAGUCACAGGGGUCAGGUAUUCUGCCACUGUGUACUCUCUGUUUAGGGCCAAAUAGCAUUCUAGUUUGCUCUGUUUUUUUGUUAAUUCUUUCCAAUGUGUCAAGUAAUUAUAUUUUUGUUUUCUCAUGAUUUGGUUGGGUCUAAUUAUGUUGCUGUCCUGGGGCUCUGUGGGGUCUGUUUGUGUUUGUGAACAGAGCCCCAAGACCAGCUUGCUUAGUUGACUCUUCUCCAGGUUCAUCUCUCUGUAGGUGAUGGCUUUGUUAUGAAAGGUUUGGGAAUUGCUUCCUUUUAGGUGGUUGUAGAAUUUAACCGCUCUUUUCUGGAUUUUGAUAAUUAGCGGGUAUUGGCCUAAUUCUGCUCUGCAUGCAAUAUUUGGUGUUUUAUGUUGUACACUGAGGAUAUUUUUGCAUAAUUCUGCAUGCAGAGUAUCAAUUUGGUGUUUGUCCCAUUUUGUGAAUUCUUGGUUGGUGAGCGGACCCCAGACCUCACAACCAUAAAGGGCAAUGGGUUCUAUAACUGAUUCAAGUAUUUUUAGCCAGAUCCUAAUUGGUGUGUUGAAUUGUAUGUUCCUUUUGAUGGCAUAGAAGGCCCUUCUUGCCUUGUCUCUCAGAUCGUUCACAGCUUUGUGGAAGUUACCUGUGGCGCUGAUGUUUAGGCCGAGGUAUAUAUAGUUUUUUGUGUGCUUUAGGGCUCUAGGUGGAAUUUGUAUUUGUGGUCCUGGCAACUGGACCUUUUUUGGAACACCAUUAUUGUUGUCUUACUGAGAUUUACUGUCAGGGCCCAGGUCUGACAGAAUCUGUGCAGAAGAUCUAGGUGCUGCUGUAGGCCCUCCUUGGUAGGGGACAGAAGCACCAGAUCAUCAGUAAACAGUAGACAUUUGACUUCAGAUUCUAGUAGGGUGAGGCUGGGUGCUGCAGACUGUUUUAGUGCCCUCGCCAAUUCGUUGAUAUAUAUGCUGAAGAGGGUGGGGCUUAAGCUGCAUCCCUGUCUCACCCCAUGGCCCUGUGGAAAGAAAUGUGUGUGUUUUUUAUGCAAAUUUUUACCGCACACCUUUUGUUUGUGUACAUGGAUUUUAUAAUGUCAUAUAUUUUUCCCCCAACACCACUUUCCGUCAAUUUGUAUAGCAGACCCUCAUGCCAAAUUGAGUCAAAAGCUUUUUUGAAAUCAACAAAGCAUGAGAAGACUUUGCCUUUGUUUUGGUUUGUUCGUUUGUCAAUUAGGGUGUGCAGGGUGAAUACGUGGUCUGUCGUACGGUAAUUUAGUAAAAAGCCAAGUUGACAUUUGCUCAGUACAUUGUUUUCACUGAAGAAAUGUAAGAGUCUGCUGUUAAUGAUAAUGCAGAGGAUUUUCCCAAGGUUGUUGUUGACCCAUAAUCCACGGUAGUUAUUGGGGUAAAAUUUGUCUCCACUUUUGUGGAUUGGGGUGAUCAGUCCUUGGUUCCAAAUAUUGGGGAACAUGCCAGAGCUAAGGAUGAUGUUAAAGUUUUAAGUAUAGCCAAUUGGAAUUUGUGGUCUGUAUAUUUGAUCAUUUCAUUGAGGAUACCAUCAACACCACAGGCCUUUUUGUGUUGGAGGGUUUGUAUUUUGUCCUGUAGUUCAUUCAAUGUAAUUGGAGAAUCCAGUGGGUUCUGGUAGUCUUUAAUAGUUGAUUCUAAGAUUUGCAUUUGGUCAUGUAUAUGUUUUUGCUGUUUGUUAUUUGUUACAGGGCCAAAAUGAUUGGUGAAGUGGUUUACCCAUACAUCUCCGUUUUGGAUAGAUAACUCUUCGUGUUGUUGUUUGUUUAGUGUUUUCCAAUUUCCCCAGAAGUGGUUAGAGUCUAUGGAUUCUUCAAUUACAUUGAGCUGAUUUCUGAUGUGCUGUUCAUACUUUUUCCGUAGUGUAUUUCUGUAUUGUUUUAGUGAUUCACCAUAGUGAAGGCGUAGGCUCAGGUUUUCUGGGUCUCAAUGUUUUUGGUUGGUUAGGUUUCUCAAUUUCUUUCUUAGGUUUUUGCAUUCUUCAUCAAACCAUUUGUCAUUGUUGUUAAUUUUCUUUGGUUUUCUGUUUGACAUUUUUAGAUUUGAUAGGGAAGCUGAGAGGUCAUCUCUGUUUUGGAUAGAUUGCUCUUCGUGUUGUUGUUUGUUUAGUGUUUUCCAAUUUCUUAAUAUUAUUCAGUUCCUUUUGGCUUUGAUGCCUCAUGAUUGAGUAUUGCUCUGUUCAAGUAGACUGUGAUUUUGCUGUGGUCUGAUAGGGGUGUCAGUGGGCUGACUGUGAACGCUCUGAGAGACUCUGGGUUGAGGUCAGUGAUAAAGUGGUCUACAGUACUACUGCCAAGAGAUGAGCUAUAGGUGUACCUACCGUAGGAGUCCCCUCGAAGCCUGCCAUUGACUAUGUACACACCCAGUGUGCGACAGAGCUGCAGGAGUUGUGACCCGAUUUUGUUGGUUAUGUUGUCGUAGUUGUGCCUAGGGGGGCAUAUGGGGGAGGGAAUGCUGUCACCUCCAGGUAGGUGUUUGUCCCCCUGUGUGCUGAGGGUGUCAGGUUCUCUUCCAGUUCUGGCAUUUAGAUCACCAUAGACUAAUACAUGUCCCUGACUAGUACAGGUCUAUACUAAGAAGAGAGGAGAAGCGAGAGAGAGGAGACAGAGAGAGAGAGAGGCGAGAGGAGAGAGAGAGAGCGAUCUCGAUCCCAGGAUUUAAGAGCAUAGACUACGCCCUCGGAUUGUGUGUCUCUGGCUCUACUGCGCUAGCUCUGUCUCUCUCUCUCUCUAUCUCUCUAUCUCUCUCUCCUCUCUCUCUCUCUCUCUCUCUCUCUCUCUCUCUCUCUCUGUCUCUCUCUCUGUCUCCCUCUCUCUGUUUCUGUCUCUCUGUGUUGCUCUCUCUGUCUCUCUGUCUCAGUCUCUCUCUCUCAAUUCAAUGGGAAACGUGUGUUAACAUUGCCAAAGCAAGUGAAGUAGAUAGUCUCUCUCUCUCUCUCUCUCUCUCUCUCUCUCUCUCUCUCUCUCUCCUCUCUCAUCUCUCUCUCAUCUCUUGCCUCUGUCAUAUCUCAGUAGUUCAUGUAUCAUUGUUUUAUGGCUGGAGCUUUGUUCAUUGCUCUUCCUUUCUUAUCUGCUCGGCAUUAUUCAGUUAGGUCCAGCUUUGUUUUGGCUGGAGCAUUGAGUUCAUGUAGUCCAGCUGUUUUAUUGGCUGGAGCAUUGAGUUCAUGUAGCCCAUCUGUUUUAUGGGGGAGCAUGAUUCAUGUAGUCAGGCUGUUUUAUUGGUGGGCAUUGAGUUAUGAGUCCAGCUGUUUUUUGAUGGAGCAUUGCAGUUCUCCUUUCAGAAGUGUUUGCUGGCAGCAUGUUCACUAGACAAGUUAUUGGCAGGGAUGCCCUUUCAUUAGUACAGCGUAAUGGUUGGGGAGAUUGAGGUCAUGUAGUGGCCUUUUUGAGCUGGUGAGUUAGUUAAUGGUAGUCCCAGGCAAUGUAAGUAUCGGCUAGUUAACAUUGGAAAUCCUCUAUUAAUUGGCUGCAGAGUCAGACCUGAAAUGAAAACAAUGGAAUGCUUUCAUUAUACACGCAAUGUUGGGGAAAUUAGGAAAAUUGGGCCUUAUGUUGAAGCUGUGUUGUAGUUUUAAUGUAACUGGUGAUGUCAUCCCUAGGCAAACUGUAAAGACGCUUUACUGCAAUGGAAGUUGGAACUGGACUUGUUAAGUACAUCACACAAAUACACAUUUCUACCUACCCAGAUCAAGAGUUUCUGCAAUGAUUUCUCCAUUCAUUCAUUGAAUUUCAAUUCACUUUCUGUAUUCACUGAAUUGAAACUGAAUUGACCUCAACCAUCCUGUAUCGGUGGUUAGGUCUACCUGCUUAGGUUGAACUCUCUGUGAUGUCUUGUGUGUAAGUUACAAGUGGUAUACAUACAUCCAGUCACUUGUAGGUGUAGGGUACAAAAAGUAAAGUCAUGGAAGAAACCCACACAUUAUUGAAUGCUCCCAACGGUUUUAUUUAACGCAACGUUUCGACUGUCCUGUUUCUCUCCCCAGACGAGGCCCUGACGAGACAGGAGGAGAUCUGGCAGAGAGAGGUGGAGGAUUCUCUGUCGUACUGCCGGUCCCUGACCCGCCCCUCUCGCCCCAAACACGUCGACUUCCUCAGGAUCACACCACUGGAAGAUGACAUCACCAGCGACUUGCCUUUCUCCCCACAGCGAGUGAGUUGUUCUGACGUCUUAGACAUUUCAGACACACUUUACUUAAAGCAUCCAGGUAUAAUGCUUUAUUUUGUAUUAUUAUGAUUUAUUUUGUGUAAAGAGACUUAGGAAUGGGAAGCUGCUAGGCCCUGUGUGAUGCACAGGACUGUAUUUGUUGUUGUAGAAUUGUUUUAGUUUUUCAGCUAUUACUUAACCAAAGGGAUUUAUAGAUGCUUUGUCUGAAUGCACAGUGUGUGUGUGUAAGUGUGUGUCUGCGCAUGUGUGUGUUGAGUGGAUUUCUGCUGCCCACUAGCUGUCUGCCUGCUAUCCUUUGACAGGCACCUUGCCUGGCUGUUUAAGCAGCUUGCGGGUGGGGGGUGGGGAAGGGGUGGGGGGUUGUUGGCCUGCUCUGCACCUGUCACAUCUAAAAUCCUGUUCACCUCUUAUUGGACACGUCUGUGUUAACUUUUCUCUAGAUCAGUGGUCAUUCAUAGUGCACAAAAUGUUCUACUAUAACACCAUUAUCAACUUUUUGGAUUGAUAACACUUUCAUAAUACAUGAUUUGUAAAAGUGUUUGGUUUGAUUUGAUCAAGGGGUUAUUAUAUGUUUUAAAAGGGCCUUUGUGGUCUAGAGUGACUUGUAGGAACCUCUGCAUCUACUCUUCACAUUCAAACAUACUGACACAGUGAAACCAUGAACCCCCUCCUCCAACUUAACCCCUUAAUAGCUAAUUGAAAGCCCCUUAAUCCUCAGAAAUACACCUGUCCACUGUCUGAAGUCCACUUCAUUGGUGGGCAGAGUUUGAAAGCCUUAGAGAGUACAUUCACUUGACUGUGUGCUAAGCUUCCAUAGGAAUCAUCUCCAAGUUAUGAUAUAAAGUGCAUUCGGAAAGUAUUCAGACCCCUUGACUUUUUCCAAAUUUUGUUACGUUACAGCCUUAUUCUAAAAUGUAAAUCUACACACAAUACCACAAAAUGACAAAGCAAAAACUGUUUUUUAGAUUUUUUUGCAAAUGUAUUGAAAAUAAAACACGGAAAUAUUACAUUUACAUAAGUAUUCAGACCCUUUACUCAGUACUUUGUUGAAGCACCUUUGGCAGCAAUUACAGCCUCGAGUCUUCUUGGGUAUGACGCUACGCUACAAAUACAGUCCUGUGCAUCACACAGGGCCUAGCAGCGUCCCAUUCCUAAGUCUCUUUACACAACAAAAACCUAAUACACACAAAUCUAAGUAAGAGAAUGGAAUAAGAAUAUAUAAAUAUAUGGAUGAGCAAUGUCAUUAUCAGAGGGGCAUAGGCUAAGAUGCAAUAGAUAGUAUAGAAUACAGUAUAUACAUAUGAGAUGGGUAAUGCAAGAUAUGUAAACAUUAUUAAGGUGCCAUUAUUAAAGUGACUAGUGUUCCAUUUAUUAAAGUCGCCAGUGAUUUUCAAGUCUGUAUGUAGGCAGCAGCCUCUCUGUGCUAGUGAUGGCUGUUUAACAGUCUGAUGGCCUUGAGAUAGAAGCUGUUUUUCAGUCUCUCGGUCCCAGCUUUGAUGCACCUGUACUGACCUCGCCUUCUGGAUGAUAGCGGGGUGAACAGGCAGUGGCUCGGGUGGUAGUUGUCCUUGAUGAUCUUUUUGGCCUUCCUGUGACAUCAGGUGCUGUAGGUGUCCUGGAGGGCAGGUAUUUUGCCCCCGGUGAUGCGUUGUGCAGACCACACCACCAUCUGGAGAGCCUUGCGGUUGUGGGCGGUGCAGUUGCCGUACCAGGCGGUGAUACAGCCCGACAGGAUGCUCUCAAUUGUGCAUCUGUAAAAGUUUGUGAGGGUUUUAGGUGACAGGCCAAAUUUCAUCAGCCUCCUGAGGUUGAAGAGAUGCUGUUGCGCCUUCUUCACCACACUGUCUGUGUCGGUGGACCAUUUCAGUUUGUCGGUGAUAUGUACGCCGGGGAACUUAAAACGUUCCACCUUCUCCACUGCUGUCCCGUCGAUGUGGAUGACUAGCGACUCAUGGUGUAAUUGUAACAAUAUACAGGAACUCAAGUCAUUUUUGUUCACCUGAAUUCCUCACAAUCAAAUGCCGACCGUAUUAUCCCCCCUCAAGCCGAUACCACGACGGCCCUCAAGGAACUUCACUAGACUUUAUGCAAACUGGAAACCAUAUAUCCUGAGGCUGCAUUUAUUGUAGCUGGGGAUUUUAACAAAGCAAAUUUGAGAAAAAGGCUACCUAAAUUCUAUCAGCAUAUUGACUGUAGCUCUGGAAAAACACUGUUAUACUAAUUUCCGCUAUGCACACAAGGCCCUCCCCCGCCCUCCUUUCAGCAAAUCUGACCACGACUCCAUUUUGCUCCUCCCUUCCUAUAGGCAGAAACUCAAACAGGAAGCACCCGUGCUUAGGACUAUUCAAAUCUGGUCUGACCAAUCGGAAUCAAUGCUUCAAGAUUGUUUUGAUCACGCGGACUGGGAUAUAUUCCGGGUAGCCUCUGAGAAUAAUAUAGACGUAUACGCUGAUUCGGUGCGUGGGUUUAUAAGGAAGUGUAUUGGAGAUGUUCAAGUCCAGGCUCUGGCUGGGCCACUCAAGGACAUUCAGAGACUUGUCCCGAAGCCACUCCUGCGUUGUCUUGGCUGUGUGCUGUCUUGGUCGUUGUCCUGUUGGAAUGGUGAACCUUCGCCCCAGUCUGAGGUCCUGAGCACUCUGGAGCAGGUUUUCAUCAAGUAUCUCUCAGUACUUUGCUCCGUUAAUCUUUCCCUCAAUCCUGACUAGUCUCCCAGUCCCUGCCACUGAAGAACAUCCCCACAGCAUGAUGCUGUCACCACCAUGCAUCACCGUAGGGAUGGGUUCCAGGUUUCCUCCAGACGUGACGCUUGGCAUUCAGUUUAAUCUUGGUUUCAUCAGACCAGAGAGUCCUUUAGGUGCCUUUUAGCAAACUCCAAGUGGGCUGUCAUGUGCCUUUUACUGAGGAGUGGAUUCCGUCUGGCCACUCUACCAUAAAGGCCUGAUUGGUGGAGUGCUGCAGAGAUGGUUGUCCUUCUGGAAGUUUCUCCCAUCUCCACAUACGAACUCUGGAGCUCUGUCAGAGUGACCAUCGGGUUCUUGGUCACCUCACUGACCAAGGCCCUCUCCCCUGCUUAGUUUGGCCAGGUGGCCAGCUCUAGGAAGACUCUUGGUGGUUCCAAACUUCUUCCAUGUAAGAAUGAUGGAGGCCACUGUGUUCUUGGGGACCUUCAUUGCUGCAGAAAUGCUUUGGUACCCUUCCGCAGAUCUGUGUCUCGACACAAUCCUGUCUCUGAGCUUUACGGACAAUUCCUUCGACAUCAUGGCUUUGUUUUUGCUCUGACAUGCACUGUCAACUCUGUGACCUUAUAUAGACAGGUGUGUACCUUUCCAAAUCAUGUCCAAUCAACUGAAUUUACCACAGGUUGACUCCAAUCAAGUAGAAACAUCUCAAGGAUGAUCAAAUGAAACAGGAUGCACCUGAACUCAAUUUGGAGUCUCAUAGCAAAGGGUCUGAAUACUAAUGUAAAUAAGUUAUUUGUGUUUUUUUAUUUUGAAUAAAUCUGCGAACAUUUCUAAAAACCAGUUUUUGCUUUGUCAUUAUGGGGUAUUGUGUGUAGAUUGAUGAGUGCAUUUUCUUUAUUUAAUCCAUUUUAGAAAAAGGCUGUAACGUAACAAAAUGUGGAAAAAGUCAAGGGGUCUGAAUACUUUCCGAAUGCGCUGUACAGGUAUUACAGAAUGGAGAGUUUCUGAUAGAUUUCCUUAGGGGUUUUCUUUAGCAAAUAUUUGAAUGAUAUGAAUGAUAUGAAUUCAUGAUAAAUAUUAUAUAUCAUUUUUACCUACACUAUACAUUAUCCCCUGGCAUUGGAUUUGAACCAGUGAGCUGGAUAAUUUGCAUUUAUUUCUCUCUAAUUCUAUCUUAAUGCUAUUUGCUACAGGAUUAUCUGGUUUCAUUUCUCUUACAUAAACAGGUCCAUGCUCGAGAGCCCCAAUAGCCCACCCUGGUAACCAUUACAUGGCAAUGCAAUAGGAAAGUGCAUUAAGACUUAAGUCAUAGGCCAUGGGCCUACUAAGAUCAGGCUUUGUGAUUAAAUCCCGUCCGUAUCAUAUGGAGUACUGUAAGUCUCAACCCUGUAAGUCUCAAGUUAUAUCAAUGGUUUCACUUUCUGUGAUACUGUAUGAAUUUGUCCUUCUCUCUCUUGCAACAUGCAGUGAUAAAACACAUGCAAAUUAAACACAUACAAGGGUGGUGUCUGAUCUGUAGAUAGCCAUGCAAAUACACUAGCCAUUUGAAACACAACGGACUGUCAUAAUAUGUACAUUGUAAUUGAUUGCGUAUAAUACUGUAAAUGUAUCUAUUUCCUCUUACUCUUUCCAAUUCACCUUUACCAUUAUUUUGACCUGUAUAGUUGCAUCGUUGGUAUAUCGUAUUUUAAAUGUGUGUGACUGUCCUUGUCUGUCAGUGUAUGUAUGUGUGUUUUGUUACUUGCCAGGUUUUGUGUUUUUUUUUUGUGGACCCCAGGAAGAGUAGCUGCUGCUUCUGCAAAAGCCAAUGGGGAUCCACCCCCCCCCCCACCCCCAAAAAUUUUUUUUUGACAUGUGAGAAAACAAGACCAACUUCCUAUGGACUUAAAUAGUAAGACAUAUAGGCGGGGUCAGAACUGAGUGGAGACGGAGACUUCCACGUCACUAUAGGCUACUGCUAUAGAGCUCAGCUCUUGAAGAAGUGUACUGUCUCCCAUUUACCAUCUGUCAGUCUGGGUGUGGUGUGCUGUGCUGUGCUGUGGUCUGGGUUGAUACCAGAGUAUAACUCCAAAGUGGAACUCUCAGGGUGUAGUCAGUCACAGUCUGUUACGGUGGUGCUACUGCUGAGCCCGAGUGUCUUCAGUGAGGAGAGAAGAAGAAGCUGGAUAGUUGGAGGAGGAAGAAGUCUGCUGCAGUCUACGACAGAAGCAGAUUGUCUUCGGUGAAUAGGGAAGGAGAGGCUGAAUAGUUGGAGGAGAAGAGGACCAGACCAAAAGACUACCUACUUUCACUUAUUAUGUUUCUCUCUAACGACAGAAGACAGAGGGAUCUGAACAGAAGACAGAGGGUUCUGAACAGAAGAUAGAGGGAUCUGAACAGAAGACAGGGGUUUGAACAGAAGACAGGGAUCUGAACAGAAGACAGAGGGAUCUGAACAGAAGACAAAGGGAUCUGAACAGAAGACAGAGGGAUCUGAACAGAAGACAGAGGGAUCUGAACAGAAGACAGAGGGAUCUGAACAGAAGACAGAGGGAUCUGAACAGAGAAGUAGAAGAUGAGACUGGUGAAUAAUAGAGCUCAACUCUCUUUGGAGCAUUGCCUUUUUCCAGCACUUUUUGAAUGUGUUGCAAAAAGUACUGGUAACUAACUCACUGCAUGACUCACUGCAUGACUAAAUACUGUUUCUGGCUACUUUUUCCAUGCUGAUGUUUCUUCCCCACAAAACAUUUUGGUGCUCAGCAUGUGGGUAUCCCCAUUAAAACCUUCAACGUUUGGAGGAUUUAUCAAAGAAUAUAACUACUCAAACUUCCAUCAACUGUUACAGUGGCUACAAAAAGAGGAACGUCAGUUUUCAUUUUGUUUGAGAUGCCUUUUUCUUAUUUGUCAAGUUAUUUUCCCAAUGGAGCAGAGGCAGUGUGUGUUUCUGGAGGUGUAUAGAUGUAUUAUUUCCCAUCAACACUGAAAGGCCGUAUUGUGUUGGACCAACACAGCAUUACCUGGAUUGGAGACAGAUUAAAGUACAUUACACGCAUUAAACUGAACGGUAUGUGGGGAGAUCACUGGCUGUGAUUUGGACCUGAAUCAUAUUAGUUGUGAUUUAUUUUUAGAUGAUUUAAACCUGCAUUUGAUAAAGAGCUCAACCAUGAACGGAGUGAACACUAACGGCAACACUGAUGCUGCUCAGGGGAAGGCCUCUUCCAACUCGUUCCUUGACAGAUUCUCCACCGUCUUUACUCACCCAGACAGGUCAGAGUCCCAGCGGCCUGACGGCAAGACGGAGGUCCUGAAGUUCUUCCAGAAUCUCUCAGACGAGAGCAAGACAGACACUUCCCCCGACACUUCUCCCGGGAACGUCUACAGCAGUCAGGAAGUUGAUGAAGUCAAUGGAAAUGAGAGGACAGAAGGAAGGGAUUCAAGUGCAGUAGGUGUGGUGCAGAAGAAUGGAGAAUCCACCACCACCACCACCACAGUUGUGCAACAUGACAGCAUGAAUGAAACUCUGGGCCAGAGGACUGUAGAACCGAGGAACAUGGACUCAGAGAAGGAAGAGGAUGCAAACAGCAACUGUCUUGUCCAAUCAGAAGACAUAAUUUCAGAGAAGAAGUCUCAUUUAAGUAUAUAUGAUGAGUCAACAGACCAAUCAGAUGACUGCAUUUCAGAAAGGCCGUCCCACUUACAAGGAUAUAGUGGGUCAACUGACCCUAUUGAACAGAGAGUGACGAUAAACAAACAUAGGAACAGUUGGUCUUCAGAGAACUGCAGUAUGGAGGAGCCUAUAGACACACAGAAUACCACAGACAGAGCCAAUCAGGACAUGAGAACUGACUGUCCCAGUACAGACAAGUUGGAAUCAACAGACCAGCAAAGUCAGUGUGUGUCAACAGACAACCGUCAUCAAGAUAUGGUCACAAACAAUCAUGAUGAAGACAAAGUCAAGGAGACGAAGAACACAGAGGUGUCGACAGACAACUACAACAGGCUGGCCUGGUUAACAGACAGUGAAACCAAUCCAAGAAGUUAUCAGGAAACAUGUACAUAUGAUAACCAAGACUCACCUGCUGACAGCAAAGACUUACCUGCUGCUGAUGUUGUAGCCAGAGACCUUGCUAACCCAUCUGCAGUAAUGGAACCUGGCACUAGUACACGGCUACCUUCAAACACCAGAAAGCUGGUGAUAACCAUGACCAGGAUUGAGCCUAUAUCUGAUGACCAGCAGCAUACAGCCUCUGAAACUGAGAGCCUGUUAGAGGCUGGAGGGGUUGAAACUGAGAGCCUUUUAGAGGCUGGUGGGGCUGAAACUGAGAGCCUGUUAGAGGCUGGAGAGGCUGAAACUGAGAGCCUGUUAGAAGCUGGAGAGGCUGAAACUGAGAGCCUGUUAGAGGCUGGAGGGGCUGAAACUGAGAGCCUGUUAGAGGCUGGAGAGGCUGAAACUGAGAGCCUGUUAGAGGCUGGAGACGCUGAAACUGAGGGCCUGUUAGUGGCUGGAGAGGCUGAAACUGAGAGCCUGUUAGAGGCUGGAGACGCUGAAACUGAGGGCCUGUUAGUGGCUGGAGAGGCUGAAACUGAGAGCCUGUUAGAGUCUGGGGAGGCUGUUAAUGCACUGGCCGAGGAACUCCCUCACGCAUCUGCUUCUGAGUCUGAGAUCACAGCCCAGUCUACAGCCCAGUCCUCUCAGCCCUGCAGCCCCCUGGAUGAAGCCCCAACCCCAGCACCAGCCAGCCCCCAGGAUGGAGCCCCAACCCCAGCACCAGCCAGUCCCCAGGAUGGAGCCCCAACCCCAGCACCAGCCAGUCCCCAGGAUGGAGCCCCAACCCCAGCAUCAGCCAGUCCCCAGGAUGGAGCCCCAACCCCAGCACCAGCCAGUCCCCAGGAUGGAGCCCCAACCCCAGCACCAGCCAGUCCCCAGGAUGGAGCCCCAACCCCAGCACCAGCCAGUCCCCAGGAUGGAGCCCCAACCCCAGCACCAGCCAGUCCCCAGGAUGGAGCCCCAACCCCAGCCAGUCCCCCAGGAUGGAGCCCCAACCCCAGCACCAGCCAGUCCCCAGGAUGGAGCCCCAACCCCAGCCAGUCCCCAGGAUGGAGCCCCAACCCCAGCACCAGCCAGUCCCCAGGAUGGAGCCCCAACCCCAGCAACCGCCAGUCCCCAGGAUGGAGCCCCAACCCCAGCACCAGCCAGUCCCCAGGAUGGAGCCCCAACCCCAGCCAGUCCCCAGGAUGGAGCCCCAACCCCAGCACCAGCCAGUCCCCAGGAUGGAGCCCCAACCCCAGCCAGUCCCCAGGAUGGAGCCCCAACCCCAGCACCAGCCAGUCCCCAGGAUGGGCUCCCAGCCUUAACCCCAGGUCCAACCAUUGGCCCUCCUCCUGGCACUACCUCCACCAGAGCCACCUUCUCCCGCGGUUCCCCAGUGGACAAGCCCCUCCAGCUGCCUGCCUUGUUCAGUGGUCUGAGGAUCCCAAAGAAGGAGGCGAAAGGGCCGGAUCAGGACAUAUUGGGCAAGAUCAGAACACCAUCCCCAUCAGGCCUGGGUGUGGACAAGCUUGUGAGGAGAAAGCUGACGACAGCUCGCAGGAGGCAGGGGAGCUUCUUGGACCAGCUCUCCCAGUUCCUGAACCUGGAGAAGGAUGUCAACAGUAAGACAGAGGAGUCUACAGGAGAGGACAGGAGGGAGUCUACAGGAGAGGACAGGAGGGAGUCUACAGGAGAGGAGAGGAGGGAGUCUACAGGAGAGGAGAGGAGGGAGUCUACAGGAGAGGACAGGCGGGAGUCUACAGGAGAGGACAGGAAGGAGUCAGAGCCCUCAGACGAGACCGAAGGAGUCAGAGUCGAACCUGAAGAUGGGAUGGAGGAGAAGGAGAAGACAGAACAGGAAGAGGGAGGAGAAGGGCAGAAAACAGGAGAAGAGAAAGAGACAGACCAGGACACAGAGAAAGAGAAGACUGAAGUUCUGUCUGUGAUAGAGCCUCCGGAAUCUUCAGAACCUUCAGAGACACUAGAACCCUCAGAACCUUUAGAACCUCAGAAGCCUCCUCCCUCCAGUGCGGAGGUGGCGUUCGAUGCCUUCAAGGCCUUCUUCAUCCCCAGGCCCCUGAGGAGAGAGGGAGACAGGGAGGACCAGGAGGCAGUGAAGAGGAAGGCCUGGAUCUUUGAGAGAACCUCCAAGACUCCUGAAAAGAAAAACCUCACUGACUCAAAAGUAUGCAUCUGUGUUGUGUUAUCUAGCUCUUUCUUUGCCUACUCUCUAUCAUGUGUUUUGCUGUAUCUCUUUGACAAUAAUGUCACUUUUAUCCAAAGCGACUUACGUGUCUCGUGUAGCUCAGUUGGUAGAGCAUGGCGUUUGCAAUGGCAGGGUUGUGGGUUCGAUUCCCACGGGGGGCCAGUAUGAAAAAAAUAAUUAUUAUGCACUCACUAACUGUAAGUCGCUCUGGAAAAGAGCGUCGGCUAAAUGACUAAAAUGUAAAAUCACAGUGCAUACAUACACAUACUGAUUAUAUUAGUGAAUGCCAUGCAGGCAUUUCAGUGACGUCUGUAGUGAGUGCUCUAUGCCUGAUUUAAGAAUGACUUUUUAAUAUCUUCCUAAUGUUAUGUUGCUGUCAUCCCCCCCAGUCGGAGACGUGGACCCCAGGUGAUGGAGAGGACCGGUCCACCCCAGGCCGUCUGCAGGCCAUCUGGCCCCCGACUAAGGAGGAGAAGGUUGGGCUGAAAUACACAGAAGCAGGUAAUCUAUUUUUAGAAAAACACAUAUUCGCUAUGGCUGGAACGUUACAGUAGCUUGAGGUAUGUGGAUAUGUGUGUGAGAUACCUCUGAUUAUAUCACUUAUUUAAUGAUGUCAAAGAGAGAUUGUAGUUCUAUGUACAGAUCUCAAGUUAGGAUUCAACCCUAGGCCUUGACCCGUGCGACCCAUGCAGCCAGCCAGGCCAGCUCCUUGCUGUGACUAACUGAGCUCUGUGGGUUAUAGUAUGAGAGAGAGAGAGAGAGAGAGAGAGAGAGAGAGAGAGAGAGAGAGAGAGAGAGAGAGGGAGAGAGGGAGAGAGGGAGAGAGAGAGAGAGAGAGAGGAGAGAGAGAGAGGAGAGAGGAGAGAGAGAGAGAGAGAGAGUCAAUGUUUGCUCUGUGGUACAUGUACAAUACCAUGGUCUAAUGGUAAGGUAAAUACUCCACCCUGUCCCUGUUACUGUCCACAGCAGCAGGCUUCUGCCUUGUCUCUAGAUGACUAAUGUCACAUGGGCAGUGUUUUGGGACAGGGCUGUGUGUACAGUGGUGGCAGGAACUAUUCCAUUCACUUCUUAAAUUCUUAUGCCUCAGAAAACACAUCAGAUGUGUGUGUGUGUUUUGGCAGGGGCCACUCCUUGUGCACACACUCCUAAAAACACGCCUAAGCACCAGCUGUUUAUCCUACCAAGAAAACACACAUGCCAGGAUUAUCCAACAAACAGAUACAUCUAUAAAUGGCUUAAGUGUGAUUAGGAAUGGUGACCAUAUGAGAAGUAGAAUAGAGCAGAAACUUACUGUGGUUCAGUUGUGAUAGUUUUGUUCCCGUUUAUGUUGAUGAGCUGUCUCUCUGUCCUCCAGAACACCAGGCAAUCCUCCUGCAGCUGAAGAGAGAAUGCAAAGAGGAAGUGGAGAAGAUACAGGUCAGUAAAGCAUAGUACUACACCUCCUUUGCUACCUGCGAUUCUACAGUUGAAGUCGGAAGUUUACAUAUACUUUCUUGUUAACAAACUAUAGUUUUGCCAAGUCGGUUAUGACAUCUACUUUGUGCGUGACACAAGUCAUUUUUCCAACGAUUGUUUACAGACAGAUUAUUUCACUUAUAAUUCACUGUGUCACAAUUCCAGUGGGUCAGAGGUUUACAUACACUAAGUUGACUGUGCCUUUAAACAGCUUGGAAAAUACCAGAAAAUGAUGUCAUGGCUUUAGAAGCUUCUGAUAGGCUAAGUGACAUCAUUUGAGUCAAUUGGAGGUGUACCUGUGGAUGUAUUUCAAGGCCUACCUUCAAACUCAGUGCCUCUUUGCUUGACAUCAUGGGAAAAUCAACAGAAAUCAGCCAAGACCUCAGGAAAAAAAUUGUAGACCUCCACAAGUCUGGUUCAUCCUUGGGAGCAAUUUCCAAACGCCUGAAGGUACCACGUUCAUCUGUACAAACAAUAGUACGCAAGUAUAAACACCAUGGGACCAUACAGCCGUCAUAUCGCUCAGGAAGGAGACGCGUUCUGUCUCCUAGAGAAUAACAUACUUUGGUGCGAAAAGUGCAAAUCAAUCCCAAAACAACAGCAAAGGACCUUGUGAAGAUGCUGGAGGAAACAGGUACAAAAUUAUAUAUAUCCACAGUAAAACAAGUCCUAUAUCGACAUAACCUGAAAGGCUGCUCAGCAAGGAAGAAGCCACUGCUCCAAAACCGCCAUAAAAAAAAACAGACUACGGUUUGCAACUGAACAUGGGGACAAAGAUCGUACUUUUUGGAGAAAUGUCCUCUAGUCUGAUCAAACAUAAAUAGAAUGUUUGGCCAUAAUGACCAUUGUUAUGUUUGGAGGAAAAAGGGGAAAGCUUGCAAGCCGAAGAACACCAUCCCAACCGGGGGUGGCAGCAUCAUGCUGUGGGGGUGCUUUGCUGCAGGAGGGACUGGUGCACUUCACAGAAUAGAUGGCAUCAUGAGGAAGGAAAAUUAUGUGGAUAUAUUGAAGCAACAUCUCAAGACAUCAGUCAGGAAAUUAAAGCUUGGUCGCAAAUGGGUCUUCCAAAUGGACAAUGACCCCAAGCAUACAUCCAAAGUUGUGGCAAAAUGGCUUAAGGACAACAAAGUCAAGGUAUUGGAGUGGCCAUCACAAAGCCCUGACCUCAAUCCUAUAGAAAGUUUGUGGGCAGAACUGAAAAAGCGUGUGCGAGCAAGGAGGCGUACAAACCUGACUCAGUUACACCAGCUCUGUCAGGAGGAAUGGGCCAAAAUUCACCCAACUUAUUGUGGGAAGCUUGUGGAAAGCUACCCGAAACGUUUGACCCAAGUUAAACAAUUUAAAGGCAAUGCUACCAAAUACUAAUUGAGUGUAUGUAAACUUCUGACCCACUGGGAAUGUGAUGAAAGAAAUGAAAGCUGAAAUAAAUCAUUCUCUCUACUAUUAUUCUGACAUUUCACAUUCUUAAAAUAAAGUGGUGAUCCUAACUGACCUAAGACAGGGAAUUUUUUUACUAGGAUUAAAUGUCAGGAAUUGUGAAAAACUGAGUUUAAAUGUAUUUGGCUAAGGUGUAUGUAAACUUCCCGACUUCAACUGUAUAUACUGUAUUCUAUAAUAUUCUACUGUAUCUUAGUCUAUGCCACUUUGUCAUUGCUUGUCCAUAUAUGUAUUCUUAAAUUCCAUUCCUUACUUAGAUUUGUGUGUAUUGGGUAUAUGUUGUGAAAUUGUUAGAUAUUACUUGUUAGAUAUUACUGCACUGUCGGAGCUAGAAGCACAAACAUUUCGCUACACCCGCAAUAACAUCUGCUAAACACGUGUAUGUGAACAAUAAAAAUUGAUUUGAACUGUUCUUGCACUUCCUGAACAUAAUAGACAAACAUGAGUCAAAUGAGUUGCCUAACCCUAACACAACCCUAACACAACACUAACCCUAAAACAACCCUAACACAACCCUAACAUAACCCUAACCCUAAAACAACCCUAACACAACCCUAACACAACCCUAACCCUGAAACAACCCUAACACAACCCUAACCCUAAAACAACCCUAACCCUAAAACAACACAACCCUAACCCUAAAACAACCUUAACACAACCCUAAUCCUUAAACAACCCUAACACAACCCUAACAUAACCCUAACCCUAAAACAACCCUAACACAACCCUAACACAACCCUAACCCUGAAACAACCCUAACACAACCCUAACCCUAAAACAACCCUAACACAACCCUAACCCUUAAACAACCCUAACACAACCCUAACCCUAAAACAACCCUAACACAACCCUAACCCUAAAACAACCCUAACACAACCCUAACCCUAAAACAACCCUAACCUUAACCUCCCAUGAAUAUGAUUGCAGGAGGACCAUAGGAAGCAGAUGCGCCAACUGAGAGGGGACAAUGAGGAGUGUGUAUCCCGUCUGGAGGUCACGUUGGCCAGGCUACAAAGCGACUUGGCCCUGGGUGCCCACCACCGCCGUGGAGACCUCAGAGACGUGGCCGUAUCCACGGGAGACGACCUCUCAUCCCGGGACUUCCGCACUGUGUGCGUCCAGACGGGCCGCCAGACCUUCCUCAGGACCCCCCAGGAUGAGGAGGGGGGUAUCAGGCCAUAUCUGAGCCCCCAACCCCCCCUCAACGUGCCUAAGAGACUGGACCUGGCUUCUAUCAGUCUAAAUCAGUCUGGACAGGCUACCUCUCCCUCUUCUCCCUCCUCUUCCCCCGUUCUUCUCCCUCCACCUCCUCCUCCUCCACCUGCUCCUCCACUCCCACUGUCCCAACCACCUGUACCUCAUCAAUGGUUAUUAUCAGGCAACCUAGCCCCACUUCCCCCUCCUCCUCUUCCUCCUCCUCUUCCUUACCUUCCUGCUCUAACCCAGACCCAGGGACUCGACGGCCCCCCUCCACCCCCACCCCCUCCACCAGGCUGUGGCCCCCCACCACCUCCCCCUCCAGGGGGUCUGACCUUAGGUACCAUAUUAGAUAAACCCCCCAGGAAGCCGGCUGUGGAACCAGCCUGCCCCAUGAAACCUCUCUACUGGACCAGGAUACAGAUACAGGACAACAAGUAGGUGUUAAAACUAACAAUUAAUUAAAUUAAAUAUUUUAUACAUUUCUUUGUGUGAAACAUUUGUAAAUAUUAUUUUUUUAUCUGUCUGCCCAGGAAGUACCGAUGAAAACUAGCCAGCUGGCUAAAUCUGGCACAUUUACAGAAAUUAAUUGAUGUGCAUUGUCCCUGUCAAAUUAAUAAAUCAAUCAGUCAAUCAAUCAAAUGUAUUUAUAAAGCCCUUUUACAUCAGCAGUUGUCACAAAGCUUUACAGUAACCCGGUCUAGAUGUGAUCUCUUAAACUGGUCCUAUAUCUAUCUGUGCUGAAGGCCUAUAGAUAACUCCUACUGUUGUUGCCAUGCCAAACAGACCUAGGACCAGGCUAACAAUCUCUCACUAUUUUGUUCAACCACUUUUCCGUUCCUGUUAAACGUUAACAAAUCGCUUCCACCCCAAUCUUUUUCUAAGUUUGUCUCAUAAGAGCCUGGUUUAAAAGGCUGUACACUAGACAAUUUAGUGUGGUCUGCGUGACAGUUACCAGUAACACACCAGGCAUUGUGGGGUCCAUCUCUCUACUGUUGUACUGUAAACUGAUACCUUGUGAACAUAAUUGUUUCCACUCACAGCUCUCCUUCCAGCCAAUGUAGUCCACCACAGCCUGGGAUGUUAUGUGUGUGGCUCUGUUAAAUUGCUCUAGCUUAACACCAACAUCCUCUCUGGAUGGUGUUUUAUCCUGGUGGUGAUUGCCAGAGAGAAAGGAAGAGAGAAAAUAGCCCAAAAUGACACUCAAACCCCACUGUCUAUUUUUUUUAUUUUACCUUUAUUUAACUAGGCAAGUCAGUUAAGAACAAAUUCUUAUUUACAAUGACGGCCUACACCGGCCAAACCCGGACGACGCUGGGCCAAUUGUGCGCCGCCCUAUGGGACUCCCAAUCACAGCCGGUUGUGAUACAGCCUGGAAUCGAACCAGGGGGUCUGUAGUGCCUUAGACCGCUGCACCACUCGGGAAUUCAUCUAGACAUAUAUAUAUAUUUUUUUCUCUCUCUCUCUCUCUCUCUCUCUCUCUUCUCUCUAUCUCCUAGAUCAUCUCUCUCUUCUCUCUCUCUCUCUCUCCUAUCUCUAUCUCGCUCUCUCUCUCUCUCUCUCUCUCUCUCUCUCUCUCUCUCUCUCCCUUCCAUUUACCCCCCCCCCCUCUCUUCUCCUUUCCCAGUAAAGACACAUUGUGGAGCUCUCUUGAGGAACCAGACAUCAUCAACACCACAGAGUUUGAAGACUUGUUCUCCAAGACCACCAUACAGACCAAGAGAAAACCUCUGGUAGAGGCUUAUGAGAAGAAAGCCAAGGACAAAAAGGUACGGUAGACUGUAUGUAGCCCAAUACAGGGUAGCAAUGUGUCUAUGUUCCACUAGAGGGCAGUGGUGUCUGAGGAUUAAACAUACCAGCCUGGGACAUUCAGUACAUCUAGCUGGAACCACAGUUUUACUCAAAAUAUUCUGCAUUUUUGUAUUGUCGGAGGCCAAGAGUGUCUGCAUUUGCUAUUGGAAUGGACAUGAUACCCCUGCAUGUAGACAUAUAGCUGGAAUGGACAUGAUACCCCUGCAUGGUUGUUUGAAAAUGAGUUGAUGAAGUCCCCAUGGUCAUCUAUCUAUAGUCAGCCAUGAUGAAGUCCCCAUGGUCAUCUAUCUAUAGUCAGCCAAGAUAAAUGAUGAAGUCCCCAUGGUCAUCUAUCUGUAGUCAGCCAAGAUACAUGAUGAAGUCCCCAUGGUCAUCUAUCUAUAGUCAGCCAUGAUGAAGUCCCCAUGGUCAUCUAUCUAUAGUCAGCCAAGAUGAAGUCUCCAUGGUCAUCUAUCUAUAGUCAGCCAAGAUGAAGUCCCCAUGGUCAUCUAUCUAUAGUCAGCCAAGAUGAAGUCCCCAUGGCCAUCUAUCUAUAGUCAGCCAAUAUGAAGUCUCCAUGGUCAUCUAUAGUCAGCCAAGAUGAAGUCCCAUGUUUCUAUCUUAGUCAGCCAAUAUGAGUCCCAGGUCCACUAUGUCAGCCAUAGAAAUCCCAUGGUCAUCUAUUAUAGCAGCCAAUAUAAAGUACCAUGGAACUAUAGUCAGCAAGAGAAGUCCCCAUGGUCAUCUAUCUAUAGUCAGCCAAUAGAAGGUCCCAUGUCAAUCGUUAGUCAGCCAUAUGAGCCCAUGGUCAUCUAUAUAGUCAGCCAAUAUGAAGUCCCACAUGCGUCAUCUAUAGUCGCCAAGAUGAAAGUUCUGCAUGGUCAGCUAGUCAUGCAGCAGAUGACAUGAUACGCCCCAUGGUAUCAUUUAGUCAGCUGAAGGGAAGAUCCCCAUGGUUCUAUCUAUAGUCAGCCAAGAUUGAUGAAGUCCCAUGGUCAUAUAUCUUAGUCAGCCAAUAUGAUAAGUCCCAUGGUAUCUUCUAUAGUCAGCCAUGAUGAAGUCCCAUGGUCAUCUAUCUAUAGUCAGCCAAGAUGAAGUCCCAUGGUCAUCUAUCUAUAGUCAGCCAAGAUGAAGUCCCCAUGGUCAUCUCUCUUAGUCAGCAAGAUGAAGUCCCCUGGUCAUCUAUCUUAGUCAGCCAACAUGAAGUCCCAUGGCCAUCUUUAUGUCAGCCAAGAUGAAGUCUCAUGGCAUCUAUUAUAGUCAGCCAUAUGAAUCCCCUGGUCAUCUUAGUCAGCCAGUAACAGAAGUCUCAUGGCAUCUCUUGUAUGAAUAUGAAGUCCCAUGCAUCACAUAGUCAGCCAAGAUGAAGUUGUCCCAUGUCAUCUAUCUAUAGUCAGCCAAGAUAAAGCCCCAUGGCAACUCUAUAUCAGCCAAAAGAUGAAGUCCCAUGGUCAUUAUCUAUAGUAGCCAAGUAUGUAAGUCCCCAUGGUCAUUACUAUAGUAGCCAAUAAUGUGAAGUCCCCAUGGUCAUCAUUAUAGUCUAGCAAUAUAUGAAGUCCCAUGGUCAUCUAUAGUCAGCCAAAUGAUGAGUCACCAUGGUCAUCUAUCAUAGUAAGCCAAUGAUGAAGUCCCCAUGGUAUCUCAUGUCAGCCAAGAUGAAGUCCCAUGUCAUCUAUCUAUAGUCAGCCAAGGAUACAUGAUUGAAGUCCCUGCUCAUUAUGUUAGUCGCCAAGAUGAAUGAUAAGUCCCCAUGGUCAUCAUCUAGUCAGCCAAUAUGAGUCCCCAUGGUCAUACUAGUCAGCAGAUAGUCCCCAUGGACUAUGAUAGUCAGCCAGAUGAAGUCCAUGGUAUCAUCAUAUAAGCCCCAGAUCAAUGAUGAAGUCCCAUGGAAUCCCAUUAUCUAAGUACCAAGCAAAUGAUGAAGUCCCCAUGGCCAUCUAUAGUCAGCCAAGAUGAAGUCUCCAUGGUCAUCUAUCUAUAGUCAGCCAAUUGAAGUCCCCAUGGUCAUCUAUAGCACAGAAUGAUGAAGCCCAUGGUCUCAUGUAUCGAUCAUAUGAAGUCCCCAUGGCACUAUAUGUCAGCCAAGAUGAAUCCCCAUGGUCAUUAUCUAUAGUCAGCCAGACAUGAUGAAUCCCCAUGGACUAUCUAUCUACAAGUUCAGCCCAAGUAUAUACGCCAUGGUCAUUCAUCUAGUAGCCAAUGAUGAAGUCCCCAUGGUCAUCUAUCUAUGUCAGCCAAAUACAUUGAUGAAGUCCCAUGCAUACUUAUAGUCAGCCAAGAUCAAUAUGAAGUCCCAGGUCAUUAUCUUAUGUCAGCCAAUACAGAAGUCCCAUGGUCAAUCUAUAGUCAGCAAGAUGAAGUCCCCAUGGUACAUCUUAUACAAUACAGAUAGCCAUGCAUCUACAUGGUCAUCUAUCUAUGAGUCCCAGAUCAUAUUAAGUCCAUGGUAUUAUUAUAGUCAGCCAAGAUAAUGAUCUAAGUCCCACAUAGCUAUGAAGUCAGGCACAAUAUGAGUCCAUGGAUCAUGAUGAAGUCAGCCAAUGAAGUCCCCAUGGUCUAUCUAUAGUCAGCCAAAAGAUGAAGUCCCCAUGGUCAUCUAUCUAUAGUCAGCCAGAUAGAUGAAGUCCCUGCAUGGUCAUCUAAGUCACUAUGAAGUCCCAGGAUAAAUGAUAGUCACCAAUGCGUAUAUCCAUGUCACCAAGAUAAGUCCCAGGUCAUCUAUCUAGUCACCAAUAUGAAGUCGCCAUGGUCAUCUAUAAGUCACCCAAGAAUGAUAGUACCCAUGUAUCUAUAAGUCAGCCAGGCAUAUAUAGUCCCCAUAGGUCAUCUAUCUAUAGUCAGCCAAGAUGAAGUCCCCAUGGUCCAUCUAUCUAUAGUCAGCCAAGAUAUGAAGUCCCCAUGGUCAUCUAUAGUCAGCCAAAGAAGUCCCCAUGGUCACUAUCUAUAGUCAGCCAAGAUAAUGAUAGUCCCAGUCAUCUAUCUAUAGUCAGCCAAUAAUGCAAUCCUCCAUGGUCAAUAUAUUGAGAGCCAAAUGAAGUCUCAUGGUCAUCUAUAUGUCAGCCAAGAUGAAGUCCCUGGUCACAUAUCUAUAGUCCCCAUGUAUAAUGAGAAGUCCCCAUGGCAUCUAUCUAUAGUCAGCCAUGAUGAAGUCUCCAUGGUCAUCUAUCUAUAGUCAGCCAAGAUAAAUGAUGAAGUCCCCAUGGCCAUCUAUAGUCAGCCAAGAUGAAGUCUUCAUGGUCAUCUAUCUAUAGUCAGCCAAUAUGAAGUCCCCAUGGUCAUCUAUAGUCAGCAAAAUGAAAGUCCCCAUGGUCAUCUAUCUAUAGUCAGCCAGAUGAUGAAGUCUCUGGUCAUCAUGGUCAGCCAAUCUAAGUCAGCCAGUAAAUGAUGAGUCCCCAAUGUCAAUCUCAUUGAGUCACACAGCCGAUGAAGUCCCCAUGGUCAUUAUCUAUAGUCAGCAAUAGAUACCAUGGUAUCCCAUGUCAGCCAAUAACCUGAUGAAGUCCCCAUGGUCAUCUUCAUAGUCAGCAAGAUAAGAUGAAUCCCCAUGGUCAUCUAUCUAUAGUCAGCCAAGAUGAAGUCCCCAUGGCCAUCUAUCUAUAGUCAGCCAAGAUGAAGUCCCCAUGGUCAUCUAUCUAUAGUCAGCCAAUAUGAAGUCACCAUGGUCAUCUAUCUAUAGUCAGCCAAGAUACAUGAUGAAGUCCCCAUGGUCAUCUAUCUAUAGUCAGCCAAUAUGAAGUCUCCAUGGUCAUCUAUAGUCAGCCAAGAUGAAGUCUCCAUGGUCAUCUAUCUAUAGUCAGCCAAGAUGAAGUCCAGCCAAUCAUAUCUAAGUCCAUGCAUCAGUAUACAUGAUAGAAGUCCCCAUGGUCAUCUAUCAAUAAGUCUCAUGGUCAUUAUUGAAGUGCCAUAGAAUGGUCUAUCUAUAGUCAGCCAAGAUAAUGAUGAAGUCCCCUGGUCAUCUAUUAUAGUCAGCCAAGAUGAAGUCUCCAUGGUCAUCUAUCUAUAGUCAGCCAAGAUAAUGAUGAAGUCCCCAUGGUCAUCUAUCUAUAGUCAGCCAAGAUGAAGUCCCCAUGGUCAUCUAUCUAUAGUCAGCCAAGAUGAAGUCCCCAUGGUCAUCUUCUAUAGUCAGCCAAAUGAAGUCCCAUGGUCAUCUAUCUAUAGCAGCCAAGAUACAUGAUGAAGUCCCAUGGUCAUCUAUCUAUAGUCAGCCAGAUAAGAUAGUCCCCAUGGUCAUCUAUCUAUAGUCAGCCAAGAUACAUGAUGAAGUCCCCAUGGUCAUCUAUCUAUAGUCAGCCAAGAUGAAGUCUCCAUGGUCAUCUAUCUAUAGUCAGCCAAGAUACAUGAUGAAGUCCCCAUGGUCAUCUAUCUAUAGUCAGCCAAGAUGAAGUCCCAUGGUCAUCUAUCUAUAGUCAGCCAAGAUACAUGAUGAAGUCCCAUGGUCAUCUAUAGUCAGCCAAGAUGAAGUCUCCAUGGUCAUCUAUCUAUAGUCAGCCAAGAUACAUGAUGAAGUCCCCAUGGUCAUCUAUCUAUAGUCAGCCAAGAUACAUGAUGAAGUCCCCAUGGUCAUCUAAUAGUCAGCCAAGAUGAAGUCCCCAUGGUCAUCUAUAGUCAGCCAAGAUGAAGUCUCCAUGGUCAAUCUAUGUACAGCAAGAUACAGAAAGUCUUCAUGGUCAUCUAUCUAUAGUCAGCCAAGAUACUGAUGAGUCCCAUGGUCAUCUAUAGUCAGCCAGAAAUGAUGAAGUCUCCAUGGUCAUCUAUAGUAGCAGAUGAGUCAGGUCAUCUAGUCACAGAUGAAGUCUCCAUGGUUCAUCUAUCGUCAGCCAAGGAUGAAGUCCCCAUGGUACAUCUGAUAGUCAGCCAAGAUACAUGAUGAAGCCCAUGGUCAUCUAUCUAGUAGAAGAUUGAAGCACCAUGGAUCGAAGAGAGAUGAGAGCAGAGUCAACGGUGAGCGAGACUGA
This is a messenger RNA of Coregonus sp. 'balchen', 28082 nucleotides long. Lineage: Eukaryota; Metazoa; Chordata; Actinopteri; Salmoniformes; Salmonidae. The record is from the annotation of a GenBank genome assembly.